AUGGAGCACGCGCUGCCUUGUCUACUCGAACGGCUGAAGCGGAAACAGCUAAUCGCCUCGUCUCGCUGCCCUCUCGGCGUCGAUGUGACGAGCCUUGCGAGCAAUGCACGCCGCAAGCCGGAGGCCGAUCUUCCGACCUCCUCUCCACCCACCACCUCUGCCGUACCGAGCAGCGUCGGCCUGCACCGCGAUGGAGACCCUUCACCGUACGACGAGGCGGGCGUGAAGCGAGACGACGACGUAUUAAAGGUGAGCGCGUCGCCCUCCAGUCGCCUCCCCAGUCCUCCGCAUCGCAUCCAUCCGCGUCGACGCACUCUCACACCUCUCGCACUCCCGCUCAGCCCGAACAUCAUGGUCGCCCGCCUCUCUGCCGUCUUCUCCCUCGCUCUCGCCGUCGUCGGCUCCGCUGCGCUCAUCGUCCCCCGCGUCGGCGAAGGGUCCUGCGACACCGGGGCGAUCCAGUGUUGCCAGUCCACCCAUGACGCGAAGGACCCCAGCGUGUCCAUAUUGCUUGGCCUGCUCAACGUCGUGGUAGACGGCCUCGACGGCCUCAUCGGGCUCGGCUGCAGUCCGAUCAACGUCAUCGGUGUCGCGUCGGGCAACGCGUGCUCUGCGACGACGGUGUGCUGCCAGAACAACGCCUCCGGAAACCUCAUCAACAUCGGCUGCAUCCCCAUCAUUCUCUGA
Messenger RNA from Epithele typhae, 687 nucleotides. Its product is annotated as fungal hydrophobin-domain-containing protein. Gene Ontology annotation, cellular component: fungal-type cell wall. NCBI's taxonomy places the organism in Eukaryota, Fungi, Basidiomycota, Agaricomycetes, Polyporales, Epitheliaceae. Gene Ontology annotation, molecular function: structural constituent of cell wall. The record is from RefSeq and is a predicted model, not a curated record. The transcript is spliced from 4 exons. The coding region runs from base 1 to 687 and encodes 228 amino acids.